Lodderomyces theae is the source of this 2349-nucleotide messenger RNA. It is a transcript of the gene VPS70, whose product is annotated as putative zinc metalloprotease. The record is from RefSeq and is a predicted model, not a curated record. The coding region runs from base 1 to 2349 and encodes 782 amino acids. NCBI's taxonomy places the organism in Eukaryota, Fungi, Ascomycota, Pichiomycetes, Serinales, Debaryomycetaceae. The transcript has a single exon. Gene Ontology annotation, molecular function: carboxypeptidase activity.
AUGGAUGAAAAAGCUGCAGUGAAGCACACUCUGGUUGUGCCAAAAAAGAAAACAAGUCCUUUGUUAAAGGUGUUGGGAUGGGUUUCAGUAAUUGGACUAGUAGUUUACUUCAACACUUUCAGCACCCCAUUUUUCAAAAUCAAUGAUGGUCCCGAGCUUGAUCCUGAACAGGUUAUUUUAGAUUCACUUAAAGUCAAUUUGGCGCCAGAAUGGUCAAAAAAGUACACAGCUGAACCUCACUUGGCAGGAACCAACUACGGCUUAGUGGAAUGGACAGAGGCAAAAUUUAAAGAAUUUGGUUUUGAGACAACAAUCGAUCCGUAUGAAAUCUUGGUUUCUUACCCAAAGGACCACGACUUGAAAUUGCUUGACUCCAAAGGCGAAGUCGUCUACACAGCCCCAUUGAAAGAAGAUGUCAUUGACGAGGACCCAACAACACACAAUGACACUGUUCCCACAUUUUUGGGUUAUUCAGCUAAUGGAAACGUUACAGGGCAGUACAUCUAUGCCAAUUACGGGACCAGAGAGGAUUUUGAACUAUUGAAAGACAAUGGCGUUGAUGCCAAGGGCAAGAUUGUUGUUGUUCGUUAUGGCAAAAUCUUUCGUGGUUUGAAGGUAAAAUUUGCUCAAGAGUUGGGUGCUGUUGGGGUAUUGAUAUACUCGGAUCCCGGAGAUGAUAAUGGCAUAACUCCUGCCAACGGGUACGAGCAAUACCCCAAGGGACCUGCAAGACAAGAAAGUUCUGUGCAACGUGGAAGUGUCCAAUUCCUUGGAGGAGAAGGCGCUGCACCUGGUGAUCCAACAACCCCAGGAUACCCAUCCAAGCCCGAUGCUGAAAGAAAAGAUCCUCAUGAUAGUAUUGGGAAGAUUCCUGUAUUGCCCAUUUCCUACCGUGAGGUGAAGCCAAUUUUGCGCAAGUUGAAUAAACACGGUGCAAGGAUUGAUGGAUUCAAGGGAGAAUUGGAUGGAUUUGACUACUCCACAGGCCCGUCAAAGUACGAAUUGAACUUGUACAAUGAACAAGACUACAAGAUCACCACAUUGUGGAAUGUGUACGGUGAGAUUAAGGGAGAAAAGCCCAACGAGGUCAUCAUCCUUGGAAACCACAGGGAUGCUUGGAUAAAAGGUGGCGCAGGCGACCCAAAUAGUGGCUCUUCCUCUUUGUUGGAAGUGGCGCGCGCAUUGGGAGAUUUGAAAAGAGCUGGCCACAAGUUCAAGAGAACCAUUGUAUUGCAAAGCUAUGACGGAGAAGAGUACGGAUUGUUGGGAUCUACUGAGCUGGGUGAGUACUUUUCCAAGAAGUAUCAGCGUGAAGUGGUUGCUUAUUUGAACGUGGAUGUUUCUGCUGUUGGAAGCAACUUGCACUUGGAGUCGUCGCCAGUGUUGAAUGACUUGAUUUUUGAAACCACCAAAAAGUUGGAGUACCCAAAGGGAGGCAGCUUGUAUGAGCAUUACGUUAAAAACCACAAGGGAGAACAUAUUCCAACCUUGGGAAGCGGAUCAGACUAUACUGUCUUUUUAGAGCACUUGGGUAUUCCAUCACUUGAUUUCGCCUUCGGUGGUGGCAAAGAUGACGCAAUAUACCAUUACCAUUCAAAUUAUGAUUCCUACCACUGGAUGGAAAAGUUUGGAGAUAAGGGGUUUGUUUAUCACAACUUGGCCGCCAAGUUUUUGGCAUUGUUAGCUUUAGGGUUGAGCGAGAGAGAGGUGAUUCAUUUCAAUCUUAACGAUUAUGCAAGUGGGUUAUUGGAGUACUAUAAAGCAACCAUCCACAACGUGCCAAAGAAAUGGUUCGACAAGAAAGUUGGUGGGCAUGAUAAACAAUUUGAUUUGGAGGAAUACAACUACAUUGAUGAAAUCACUCAAGGUUACUUUUCGUAUCCAAUUUGUAAGCCAAUGCAAUUGGGAUUGACUAACGGAAAAGCACACCAUCCUCACCAUCACCAUAACAAGACUUUAGGCGACUUGAUCCACCAUACUCAUCACCAAUUGAAAUUCCUCGCCAACUCAACUGAAAAGUUUGAUUAUGAAUCAAAGGAAUUACAGAAGCUGCAUGAUUUGUAUGACGAAUUGCCACUUUGGAAAAAGAUCAAGUUACACUUCCAAAUCAAAACCCACAACAAAGGUUUGCAAUACUUUGAACGUAACUUUUUGCACUCAAAGGGAUUGCACAAGAGACCAUGGUUUAAGCAUAUUGUUUUCGCUAGUGGUAGAUACACCGGGUAUGCUGGACAAAACUUGCCAGGAUUGAAUGAAGCUAUUGAAGACGGCGAUUUCGACAGAUUUGUCGAUUGGUUGCAAAUCCUUGAAAGUACAGUUUCCAGAGUUGCCAACAUUUUGUUGCACUGA